Protobothrops mucrosquamatus (brown spotted pit viper) is the source of this 1363-nucleotide messenger RNA. RefSeq names its product ETS transcription factor ELK1 (gene ELK1). Gene Ontology annotation, biological process: cell differentiation; regulation of transcription by RNA polymerase II. Bases 3 to 1250 code for a protein of 415 amino acids. The record is from RefSeq and is a predicted model, not a curated record. Gene Ontology annotation, cellular component: nucleus. The transcript has 5 exons. Gene Ontology annotation, molecular function: DNA-binding transcription factor activity, RNA polymerase II-specific; sequence-specific DNA binding. NCBI's taxonomy places the organism in Eukaryota, Metazoa, Chordata, Lepidosauria, Squamata, Viperidae.
UCAUGGAUCCUUCCGUCACUCUGUGGCAGUUUCUUCUGCAAUUGCUGGAACAGCAGAGCAAUGGGCAUCUGAUCUCAUGGACAUCCAAUGAUGGGGAGUUCAAGUUGGUGGAUGCAGAAGAGGUGGCCCGACUCUGGGGUCUGCGGAAGAACAAGACCAACAUGAAUUAUGACAAGCUGAGCCGGGCCCUGCGUUACUACUAUGACAAAAAUAUCAUCCGUAAAGUCAGUGGUCAGAAAUUUGUCUACAAGUUUGUCUCUUACCCGGAACUUUCGAGUAUGGAAGGCAUGAAGGAUGAGGCAGGUACCAAAAAACCUGAGCAGGUCCCAGGUGAGGCCAAAGGGAGUGAAGGUGCCUUUGGUACCUCCAAAGCUCCACGAGGAGGUGGGGGUGCCCCACGUAGCAGUCGAAAUGAAUACAUGCGUUCUGGACUGUACUCCACUUUCACCAUUCAGUCACUACAGAACCCUUCACCUGUUGGACGGGGCUCACGCCAGGAGACAGAGGUCUUGCCUGUGUUGCCUCCCCUUGCUGCUGCUCCUGAGCCAAUGGCCUCCUUUUCCAUGACCCCAGUGGAGGACCUCCCACAACUGCAUAUAAGCAUUGAAGAACCAGAGGAAUCCCAAGAGUCCCUGCAGGUCAUAGUGGAGCCCAUUCAUUUGGAGACUCGUGCACUUGAUGAGAAGGUGCUGGUGAAAGUGGAGGAGAACCUUGACCUUGAUGAAGAAGCAGCUGCUCUGAUGGUUUUAAUGGAUGGUGGAGUGAAGGAAGAGACAGCUCCUUCUGAGAAGUCUUCUCUGGAGAAGGAAUCUGGGGAGGCCGAGCUGCAUCAAGAUGGAGAUAGGCUACUGAAGAAGGAAGCACAAUCUCCCAGCCUGGUCUCUGUUUCUCUUGAGGGACAGCCCCAGAAAGGGAAGAAGCCUAAAGUCUUGGAGCUUCCUUCAUUGCCAACUCAAGAGAAAGUGAAUGCAGCUGUUAACAGCCUCCUGGCGCCGGGUGGGACAGGAAGCACCUUGACACCAACCACAGUUAUUUCCUCACACGCACUGACUCCAGUACUGCUCACCCCGAGUUCCUUGCCACCCACCAUCCAUUUCUGGAGUACCCUGAGCCCCAUUGCACCACGUAGCCCAGCCAAGCUUUCCUUCCAGUUUCCCAGUAAUUCUAGCUCACAGGUUCACAUCCCGUCACUCAGUGUCGAUGGACUCUCCACUCCUGUAGUCCUUUCUCCUGGUCCCCAGAAGCCAUAAUCUUUCCUCUGCACCACCAUAUUCUCUACUCCUGCCAAAGAACUGGCUUGAGUCUCUUUUCAAGCACUUGGGUCUACUUCAGCUGGACAGCUAUGUGUCCCUUCGUUAACUGG